Molecule: messenger RNA, 1626 nt
Organism: Alternaria incomplexa
Lineage: Eukaryota; Fungi; Ascomycota; Dothideomycetes; Pleosporales; Pleosporaceae
Exons: 3
Coding region: 1-1626 (541 amino acids)
Biological process (GO): lactate catabolic process
Cellular component (GO): mitochondrion
Molecular function (GO): D-lactate dehydrogenase (cytochrome) activity; D-lactate dehydrogenase (NAD+) activity; FAD binding
Source: RefSeq, a predicted model, not a curated record
AUGCCGUCCUCAGUCCGAGUUCUUCCCCCUGGUGUUGGACCUUCCGAGCAUAGUCAAUUCUUUGAUGAGCUUGCAAAGAUCGUCGGCGGUGAGAACAUCUCCCGGGAUGCAUCAGCAGGCGCCUUGACUGGGCCUCACCAGCAAAACAGCUACGGCGAUCCAUACUCCUUGGUCGAUCAGGAUCAGCACACCCCUAGUGGUGCGGUUCGCCCGGCGUCUGUAGAAGAAGUACAGCAGGUUCUACGACUGGCAAACCGAUUCAAGGUUCCCUUGUGGACGGUAUCCCGCGGUAGGAACCUUGGCUAUGGCGGCUCGGCACCUGUCGUGGCUGGCAGCGUGGUCCUCGACUUGCAUCGAAUGAACCGCGUGUUGGAGGUCAGCGGGAAAGAUGCGUACGCCAUUGUCGAGCCAGGCGUCUCCUUCUUUGACCUUUACGAAGAGAUCAAACGGCGCGAUCUCCCGCUGUGGCCAUCUACCGCCGCGAUCGGAUGGGGAUCUGUCCUGGGCAACACGCUGGACCACGGCUUCGGCUAUACUCCUGGUGGCGUGCACACAGAUAUGCAGUGCGGCAUGGAGGUUGUUCUUCCAACAGGAGAUCUGGUGCGGACUGGAAUGGGUGCUAUGACUGACAGUAAACUGUUCCCUCUUUACAAGGCCGGUUUUGGACCAAGUCUUGAUGGACUCUUCUAUCAGUCUAAUCUAGGCGUCGUGACGAAGCUGGGUAUUCACAUUUCCCCGGCACCUGAGGCGUACACCGCUUGUGACCUGAGCGUGCCAAACGAGGAAGAUCUCCCCCAGUUCAUCGAGCUUCUCGCGGAUCUCCAAAGGCGAGGCGUAAUCACCAACCACCCCUCCGUUUCCAACGUUUUCCGCCAGGCCAUCCUGUCCCCGGACCCUGCCUGUACAGAGAAAAUGGCACCUUAUUUCGGUCCCAACAAGAGAGUCCCGGACAGCGUUCUGGACGAGCUGAAGUCGACUUACGGCUGGGGAUUCUGGAGAGCCGAGUUCGGUAUUCAAGGUGACGCCGAUGUAGUCCUAGCCCUGGAGAGUUCACUGCGUCGCGCCAUCACAAAGAUUCCUGGAGCUCGGCUUGAAGUCAGGAAGUUUGGUGGCACCCCGGGCAGGUUCCUUCGAGGAGAAGAAGUCGAAACCCCCGGCAUUCCCCACAAUGGCGUGCCGACAUUGACGGCCAUGACUCUGAUGGACUACCGCAUGGCACCCGGAAGCGGACACGGCGACUUCGCUCCCAUUCUCCCUACCUCGGGCCCGGCAUUGCUCGAAUGGUGGCUAGAAGCUAAAAAGAUGGUCGCUGAAGCAAAUCUUGACCUCUUCGCCGAUUUCCACGUUUGGUCUCGGUACAUCAUCCCCAUCGUCAUGGUAGUAUACGCGCCCGAGGAGAAGGACCGCGUAAAGACACUCGUCCAGAACCUGAUCAACGAUGCUGCCCGUCGUGGACUGACUACGUAUCGCACUCACGUGGAGUACAUGGACCAGAUCAGGAGUCACUUCUCAUUCAAUGAUCACGCCCACGCAAAGCUUGUUGAUAGCUUCAAGGCCACUUUGGAUCCUAACGACAUUUUAUCACCUGGCAAGUCGGGUAUCAAGGGAACUGUGAGGAAAUCCUAA